Molecule: messenger RNA, 1826 nt
Organism: Cydia strobilella
Lineage: Eukaryota; Metazoa; Arthropoda; Insecta; Lepidoptera; Tortricidae
Product: cyclin-dependent kinases regulatory subunit-like
Exons: 2
Coding region: 138-419 (93 amino acids)
Biological process (GO): regulation of mitotic cell cycle
Cellular component (GO): cyclin-dependent protein kinase holoenzyme complex; SCF ubiquitin ligase complex
Molecular function (GO): histone binding; ubiquitin binding; cyclin-dependent protein serine/threonine kinase activator activity
Source: RefSeq, a predicted model, not a curated record
CGCUCUGAAAAAGUUGAAUGUGAUAAACGAACGUUUCUAAGCGAGUCGAGUCAGCUGAAAAAAGCUUGCAUUUAGUUUAAUACAUCGAAACAUUUUAAUCUUGAUAAGAUAAUUACUUUGAUCAAGUUGUGACCAAAAUGCCCGUAGACCAGAUUCAAUACUCCGAAAGAUAUAAUGAUGACGUAUAUGAAUAUAGACAUGUCAUCUUACCACCUGAUAUCGCUCGGCUAGUGCCCAAGUCCCAUCUAAUGACGGAGACAGAAUGGCGGAACCUCGGAGUGCAGCAGUCCCCCGGCUGGCUUCACUUCAUGGUACAUAACCCGGAGCCCCAUGUUCUGCUGUUCCGGAGACCACGGACGGACAUCCAGCCACCGGUCAACGGGUUAGAUAGUAAUACAAGCUCGACUGUCAAAGUAUAGAUGUAGAAGGUGGGUUUUGUUUAAACUUUGAAAUUGGUUUGAUAUAUUAUAUUAAUGAAGACGAGAGGAGACAUGAGAGAAUCAACAUUGCAUUGACAAUUGACACUUAAUUGAAUUGGCAUUGGUUCUCUUCUCCACUCGGAUUACAACCAGUGUUGUUAGUUGAUUCCCGCAUGUCUUCUCUCGUCUACAUACACAGAGGUAAGGCAGCCUAAUAAUGCAACACAUUAUUUUGUACAUAGGCAUUUUCACUUAAAAGUGUACCAUUUACUUUUUUUCGAAAAUCCAUCAACUUUUGGGUUAUUUGAGGACUAUUGAUUAAAAUGACGGGCAAAGUUGAAGGCACGAGACCUCAGGGCCCUCCUCCCACUAGAUGGUGUGCUCAAAUUACGGCAUCUAUGCAAUUAAAACUGCACGAGGCCAUGCGCUUGGCGAGGAACAGAACCCUAUGGAGGAACCUGAAGGACAUGAUGUCACGAUCCUCAGUAUUGAGGGACCGACUGAAGAAGAUCGAUUAAAAAAAAAGUCCCCAAAAAAUUUCAGUUUUGUAACGCAUUUUCACAUACAAUUUAUAUGAGCCGUUACAAAACUGACACCCAAAAUUUGUAUGAAAAACUGAGGACACUUGUUUCUUUGUCUCAUUCAAUGGUACUCGUGAGUCUAAAUAACCCAAAAGUUGAUGGUAUUUCGAAAAAAAGUUAAUGGUACUAUUUUUUCUGAAACAUGUUCAAUUUUAUGUCAAACUUAUUAUUUGAAAGUCUAAACAAAGCCUAACGCAAAUUAAUUUUAUCAUCCUUGGAAUUAGCAAUAUCAUUUUAAAUCUAAUCAUUGAGGUCGAAUGUUUUACAAGUUUUAUCCAAUAGAUAAUAACUGUGGCAAUGUGAAAAAUUCUCCAAAAUGGCGUGGCUGUGCAGGCACAGACAAGCAGACUAAAGCUGGUGCGUUGUUGUGGCUACGCGCUCAGGCACAAUGGUCACUCGCACGCACAAAAGAACAAGGGCUUUUGGUUAACAUAUUACGGUCUUUGGCGUGAAAAUUAUUUGAGAAGAUUCCAACUAUACGUAUAUGUAUUUGUUAUGAUUCAUUUCCUAACUUAUUGUAUUUGUACAUGUUAAACGACUGAAUAUUGUAGCUACGUGGAGUAUGAAUUAUAUAUGAUUGUAUCGAUGCUGAAUCACGGCUGUAUCGUGACUGUAGCGAUGCUAUGUCGCGAUAGUAGCUAUGCGGUGUUUACGUGUGCCAGGGUAUAUGACCAGCGACAGAAUCGAGACUUAAUUGCGGCCUUUUUGCGACUGCAUCGCCACUGAAUCGCUUUUGCAAAAAGUCGCCGUAUUCUACCUCCUUACACAGAAAAAAAGGUUUAAAAUUCUUGAACGAAGAAAAUUUGAAGGAUGACCGAAAUAAUCU